AUGACGCCGAUUCUGGAUGGUCCCAUCUCCAACCACCACCCCGACUGGCUCUACUACCCCGACGACACAAUCGAUACCAUCGCCAUCCCCCUCAUCGAUGACGACCCUGCCCUAACCCACGCAAACUACAAACACAAGCGACAGACUCAGCCCGCCGAUCUCGAAGUCCCACGCUGCAUGACGCGUUGUAUGGGCGCCGCGAACACUGGCCAUUGCGCCAGCAACGCCGACUUUCUCUGUCUCUGUUCAAACCGCGACUACCAAACUGGCGUGACGCAAUGUUGGGCAGCGGCCUGUAACGCCACAGCGUACGACCUCGCCCUCUCGUACGUCGCAUCAGCAUGCACGGCGCUGGGCGCAAAGAUUGCCCACCCUGACAAUCCCGCGUCGACAAAUAUCACAAUGAUGCCAAUCGUCUAUUCCCGGGCCUCGUAUCACAUCCAAAUGAUUAUGUCGGGAUUAUGCUCUUCCGUCCUCUUAUGCGCCAUCGGGCUCGGCGUACUCUCCUGUCGAGCGCAGGCGCGGCGGCAGGCCAUGAUGUCCUCGGCUACCAUGUCGAAUCCCACCUUCAACAGUCGGGUAUCGCGUGUUCCGCGCUCGUACUUUCCGGGAAGGGAACCCGGACAGAUAUCCACGGUCGAUAUGGGUAGUGUUGAUUUCGGCGACAUGUUUGGUCCGACUAAGCCUAGACGCCAGCCCCGGUUUACGAAUCGGCUGCCACAUGAACGACCGUUCACUAAUCGCCUCCCUCAGGAAUGGGAGCAGUGGGAGAUGGAGCCGAGCGCGAGCGGGAGCCGGACCCCGGAUGAACGGCGUUCAAGCCGGUUGAGUACCUCAAGUAAGGUCGUUACGACCGAGGACGGGAGCGAGGUUAGACACGGCGAGAGUAUCGUCCCCCUAAAUCCGCACACGCCCAUGCCACAGACGCCUCGUUCCGUAUACAUGACCAACGCGCCGAGCGCCGUCUUGCUCCAGCUUCCCCCACUCGAGCUGCCCGACGUUCCACCCCGCCCCCAUUCUACGCCACCCAGCCCGCUCCACCCCAUCACGUACGCGCCGGCAAUUGCGCCCGCACAAUAA
Messenger RNA from Cutaneotrichosporon cavernicola, 1080 nucleotides. RefSeq lists its product as uncharacterized. The record is from RefSeq and is a predicted model, not a curated record. NCBI's taxonomy places the organism in Eukaryota, Fungi, Basidiomycota, Tremellomycetes, Trichosporonales, Trichosporonaceae. Bases 1 to 1080 code for a protein of 359 amino acids. The transcript is spliced from 4 exons.